GCAAAGUGUACUUUAAAACCUAGGCUGUUCAGGUCCUUAAUCCAGCCUAAAAUAAUAUUACUAUAGAUCAAAAAGGCCAUUACCCAAUAUAUUCUUUGUAUUGCAUCAUGAGAACAUUUCCGCACCAACGCGAAUUGUAUUUGCAUAAGAAGAAGAAUCUGCUUGUCAUUCGUGUCGCUUCAUUUUAGCCGCAACAAUUUUUAUUGUUCCACUUCUGAAACUGUGGAAAAUAAAUCAAACGACAACUUAAUCUUAACGGGCCGUUCCUGUUUAUUAGCCGACAAAUUAUAACACACACCGUCAAAAUGCCAUCGCUGGAAGUUAGUGUAAACAAAGUCAUAGUUCAUCCUCUGGUCCUCUUGUCCGUGGUGGAUCACUUUAACCGCAUGGGCAAAAUAGGCAACCAGAAGCGCGUUGUAGGAGUCCUUCUAGGCUGCUGGCGCUCCAAAGGCGUGCUCGACGUUUCAAAUAGCUUCGCAGUGCCCUUCGACGAGGAUGACAAAGACAAAUCCGUGUGGUUUUUGGAUCAUGAUUAUCUGGAAAACAUGUAUGGAAUGUUCAAAAAGGUCAAUGCUCGCGAACGCGUGGUUGGCUGGUACCAUACUGGGCCGAAACUACAUCAAAAUGACAUUGCCAUUAAUGAACUUAUUCGGCGCUACUGUCCCAAUUCCGUGUUAGUGAUCAUUGAUGCGAAGCCUAAAGACUUAGGCCUGCCCACUGAAGCCUAUAUAUCUGUGGAGGAGGUGCACGAUGACGGUUCACCCACGAGCAAAACAUUUGAGCAUGUUCCCAGUGAGAUAGGUGCUGAGGAAGCCGAAGAAGUUGGAGUAGAGCACCUACUGCGAGACAUCAAGGAUACCACUGUUGGUAGUCUAUCGCAAAAGAUCACCAACCAGCUUAUGGGUCUCAAGGGGCUUAACGCACAACUGCGCGACAUCAAACAGUAUCUGCAGCGCGUACGUGAUGGCAAGAUGCCGAUCAACCAUCAGAUUGUGUACCAGCUGCAGGAUAUAUUUAAUUUGCUUCCGGACAUUACCAGCGAUCAGUUUACAGACACCAUGUACGUAAAGACUAACGACCAAAUGCUCGUCGUGUAUCUGGCUUCCAUGGUUCGCUCCAUUAUUGCGCUACAUAAUCUGAUUAACAACAAGCUGGCGAAUCGGGAUGCAGAAGAGGGCAAGAAGACUGGUGAUGUCGACAAGGAAGCGAAGGAUAAAAACAAGGAUGGCAAAGACAAAGAUAACAAAGAUACAAAAGAUAAGGAUGCCUCUAAGAAGGAGGAAAAGUCGGACAAGAGCAAGGACGACGGCGGUAAGAGCGGCAAGAAAUAGGAGCGAAAGAAAAAACGAAAACCACGUCGUAAGCGAAAGAAGCAGCCACCUCCGGAGCAGCAACAAUGAAUAAAACCACAACAAUAGCACAAGCUGCGACGAUCGCCGGCAAUAACAACAGCGGGUAUCAGAAAAUUAAUUGCAUUCACUGGGGAUUUUUGUUGCCAACUAAAUUUUGGCGGCAUUCAACUGCAUAUGUGGGCGGGAACAUGAACUGGCUUCAACAUAUUAAAUUGCAUAAUUCAUACAUUUAUGUAUACAAACAUUUCGCUAAAACAAGCUACUAAUUAACUGCAAGUUUAUGUAAUUAAAAUAUAAAUAAUUUAAAAUCGAAA
Molecule: messenger RNA, 1666 nt
Organism: Scaptodrosophila lebanonensis
Lineage: Eukaryota; Metazoa; Arthropoda; Insecta; Diptera; Drosophilidae
Gene: Rpn8
Product: 26S proteasome non-ATPase regulatory subunit 7
Exons: 3
Coding region: 306-1331 (341 amino acids)
Biological process (GO): proteasome-mediated ubiquitin-dependent protein catabolic process
Cellular component (GO): proteasome complex; proteasome regulatory particle
Molecular function (GO): metallopeptidase activity; protein binding
Source: RefSeq, a predicted model, not a curated record